Betta splendens (Siamese fighting fish) is the source of this 8490-nucleotide messenger RNA. RefSeq names its product CBFA2/RUNX1 partner transcriptional co-repressor 3 (gene cbfa2t3). Gene Ontology annotation, biological process: negative regulation of DNA-templated transcription; DNA-templated transcription. The transcript is spliced from 12 exons. The coding region runs from base 1454 to 3463 and encodes 669 amino acids. NCBI's taxonomy places the organism in Eukaryota, Metazoa, Chordata, Actinopteri, Anabantiformes, Osphronemidae. The record is from RefSeq and is a predicted model, not a curated record. Gene Ontology annotation, molecular function: transcription corepressor activity. Gene Ontology annotation, cellular component: nucleus.
GUGUCUGAAAUGACUUGACAGGACAAGGUUUAUUUUAGGCUGCACUUCGUCACUCAAUCAUCAGAUACAUUUUAUCACGUACAGUUGCAUGUAUAAUUAUAUUUGCACAUUUAAUUGUAAUACCCGGGUCAACUGUCAACUGUGAUUAAGUCAUUUGCUGAUCUAGUGCAGUAUAUUUAGCCUCCAAUGGCAUCAUAAUCAAUUUGCACGAAUUGGAGUUUUUGAAUUCAAGGAUUCCUGUACAAUAGAUGCCAGCUUUUGCCACUAAUGGUACCCGAGAGAGAGAGAGAGAGAGAGAGAGAGAGAGAGAGAGAGAGAGAGAGAGAGAGAGAGGUUAGGAGCUCCAGAUGGUGUUUAAACGCAGACAGAAGGCUACUGCGAGGACAGAGAGGGAGGAGGAGGAGAGAGCCGCGGUUACUGCGCACAGUGGGCCCGCCAGCUCCACUCAUCAGCGAAGAUAAAAGUCCGAAAAAGCCAAAUCGCGAAUCCGCGGAAACCAAACUCACCCCUUCUGGUAAAAGCAGCUGAUUGUGAUUUUUCCUCGGGAGAAGUGAGUCUUUUCCAGCACCAUCCGAAGACGGCUCAGCGGACGACCGUGGGAGGAGAGGGGGAAACGCGGCGGCGGAGUCGCCUCGGCGUCAACCGCGGUUCGAAGAUAUUAACGGAGCCCAGCCGGUGCCGUCGGAUGUUUGAGGACUUGACCCCGACACCGCGGACUGAGCCCAAACUGUGUUUUUAAACUUGUCACAGCGGGAUAAUAACAGAGAAACAGACGCGCCCUGCAGACGAGAAGAUCCGCAUCUCAAGCGUUAGUUGCACGAGAGACGCGAGGAUCUGUGGACUUAAAGCGAAGAAGAAAGCAGGUUGAUAGUUCUGUCCACUCAUAACAAAAAGAAACAGAAAGUGCGUUUUUGGUUUGCAGUUCGAAUCGUAUUGUUCCAUUUCUGGUUCCUUUCCUGGAUGGUCAGAAUGAGCACGAAGGCGAGUCGAUGACUGCGAGAAGUUCUGAUUUUUCCCCGUUGUCCUCAACGCGAGAAGCUGUUCGCUCAAGAAAAACACACACGUCCUGCGAAACCAAAGACAUCAGUGUCGUUAAGGAUCCAAUUGUUUCUUCCGUUUAGGCGAAAAGAGAAAUACCUCAUCAUUCAUUAACCCUGGAUCAUCAACACCGCUUGAGCUCCCAAAGGAAACUUAAAGCUUUUUUUCUUUUGUGUUAGACGUCGGCUCCUGUCGCUCCUUCUUCCCAGUACUUGAAAAACAAAAAGAAGGAAUAACACCUGAACUGUGCGCACUAUCCAGCACAGGCUUCGGACCAGUCCCUGUUUCCAAAUAAUGCGGAUUGAGACGAUAUAAAAGCUGUUUUAGAAACCGUUUGGUGUGGAUUAUCACCGCUACAAUUACCUCAGCUUGACCUCGACCUUCACAAAAUAGCAGAGUGCAGAAGGCUGGAACGAUGCCCGAUUCACCUGCGGAUGUGAAAACCCAGCCCAGGUCCACCCCACCCACUAUGCCUCCUCCGCCCCCGGCUGUCAGCCAAGCAGCCAAUCGCAACGCUUCCUUCACGCCUACCACCAGUAAAUCAAUGCUGAAUGGGAGCAGUCACUCCCCGACGUCGCUCAACGGUGCUCCGUCCACGCCCAACGGCUUCAGCAACGGGCCGGCCAUGUCCUCCACGGCGUCGCUGUCCAACCAGCAGCUCCCGCCGGCCUGCGGCGCCCGGCAGCUGUGCAAGCUGAAGCGCUUCCUGACCACGCUGCAGCAGUUCGGCAACGACAUAUCGCCCGAGAUCGGGGAGCGGGUGCGCAGCCUGGUGCUGGGGCUGGUGAACUCUACGCUCACGAUUGAGGAGUUUCACUCGAAACUUCACGAGGCCACAAACUUCCCCCUGAGGCCGUUUGUCAUCCCCUUCCUGAAGGCGAACCUGCCCCUGCUGCAGAGGGAGCUGCUGCACUGUGCCAGGCUGGCCAAGCAGACCCCGGCCCAGUACCUGGCCCAACACGAGCAGCUGCUGCUGGACGCCAACGCCAGCUCGCCCCUCGACGCCUCCGCCGAGAUCAUGCUGGAGAUCAACGAGCACGGCAAGAGACGGACCCCUGACAGGACCAAAGACACUUCGGAGAGGGACGGCCUGCACACGGAGCAUCUAGCCAAGAGGCCCUGCACCAUCAGCCCCAGCCAGCGCUUCAGCCCCAGCACGGGCCUGCCCGCUCACCCGCCACCCAACGGCCUCCCCACACACCCCCCCAACGGUCUGCCCCACCCGCCCAGCCCCCAAGUAGGACCCCAGCACUAUCGCUUAGAAGAUAUGGCCCUGGCACACCAAUACAGAGACGCUUACAGACAUAACGAACACCGCGAUGCCCGAGACAGACACCGGCCGACAGCCGUGCACGGAAGCCGCCAGGAGGAGGUGAUCGACCACCGCCUCACAGAUCGGGAGUGGGCAGAGGAGUGGAAGCACCUCGAUAACCUCCUAAACUGCAUCAUGGACAUGGUGGAGAAGACGCGGCGCUCUCUGACCGUGCUCCGCCGCUGCCAGGAGGCCGACCGGGAGGAGAUGAACCACUGGAUCCGGCGUUACAGCGACGUGGAGGAGAUGAAAAAAGGUGGGAGCAACGGACAGCACUGCCUUCCUCCUCCUCCUCCUCUUCCACCUCCUCCUACUCCUCACAACUCCUCCUCCAACACAGCUAGCAGCAGCAGCAGCAGCAGCGAGUCGCUGCCCGUAGGAGCUCCCUCGGCUGCUGAGAGGCAGACAGGCAGACAGACAGAGAUCCACCGAGACUUCUUACACCGGCCGCCCUCGGGAUACCUCCCAGAAGAAAUCUGGAGGAAAGCCGGUACCACGAGCAUCCCGCUCUCCCCAGCACUAAAGCACCUCCAAAACAAGCAGGAGGAGGCGGUGAACGAGGUGAAGCGACAGGCCAUGUCGGAGCUGCAGAAGGCCGUGUCGGACGCCGAGAGGAAGGCUCACGAGAUGAUCUCGGCCGAACGCACAAAGAUGGAGCGGGCGCUGGCGGAGGCCAAGAGGCAGGCGUCCGAGGACGCGCUGACCGUCAUCAACCAGCAGGAGGACUCCAGCGAAAGCUGCUGGAACUGCGGGAGAAAAGCCAGUGAGACGUGCAGCGGCUGCAACACGGCUCGCUACUGCGGCUCCUUCUGCCAACACAAAGACUGGGAGAAGCACCACCACGUGUGCGGCCAGGGCCUGCAGGGGCUGCCGGGCGGCAGCAGCGUGCCCCUGGGCACCCCCUCCUCCUCCUCGGCCUCCUCCGGCGCGCCCCCCGCCCACCCGGAGGGCACGCCCCCGGGACCCCUGUCCCUGGCGGGCCAAGGCGGGCUGGGGGGGGGGGCCGGCAGCGGCGGAAGCGUGUCGGCCAGCCCCAAGGAGAGCAGCUCCAGCAGUGCCUCGCGCUCCACCACCCCGGCGACCCCCGCCCUGUUGGACGCCACCUCCCGCUGACGCCCGGCCCGUCCUCCCACCGCGGAUGCGACGGUGCCCACACUCCACACAAAACCAAACUGAGGAAUCUUCGUUGCACACUGCCCCCCCCCACAUCAGUGUUUAUUUCCCAUGUAUCCUAAGCCCUUCUGAAAGCCCUCUCACCACCUGAGGACAGACUCACCCCUCUCCCCCCAAACAUGUUUUUUCCAGCCUUUGUCUUUGUCACAGUCGCAUUCAAAGAUUCCAGCCUGGGGUUCGGUGCAGCGUAAAGCAUGAAUAUUGCAGCGUCUACUAUCUCUGUGAUAGAAACAUAUCAGAUGUGUUUGCUGAGAACGUGAGCUUUGACUUGAAGAUGCCCUCAGAAAUGUUAGCAUGGUAAACACUGUUCAUGUACGGACAGAAGACAACACUGAAAGGGGGGGGGGGUGACUUGGCCAAUUAGCACUUGGAUCAGAUUUCCCUUUAAUUUAGAACCAAUGAACCAACAGCACCCAGCCCCGAGAUGUGCACUACCAGUCCAAACGCUUCACUGAUGUGGCACUUUGUAGUGUCCUGGCGAGGGACGUAAUUACUUUUUGUCAAGAAAAAAAAGUACGAGGGAAGGAGAAAAACCUGUGAUGCAAUUCAUUUCUCAGACACAGCUUAGUAUUUAUUAAAUGUUUCUUUCUGGCUUUAAGGGGAAAUUAAGAAAAGUCCAAAUAUUCAAAAAAGGGAAUAGCGAUGAUGACGAUGCUAAUGAUGAUGAUAACCAUAAUAAGAAGAAAAUUAAUGAAUUUUAAACUGCUAACUACCUUGCUAGCGAGCCAAGAAAAUCUACACCGGACUCACCUCUCUUACACCAUUGUGAACCCAAAUGAUUUCAAAGAUGAAGAAGAACGUGAUCCAAACCUUUGUAUUACACUGCCAAAGUGAGUAAGUAAGCGAUAAGGAGCAGCACUCAUAACCAAACGCAAAGCAACAUCACCUCCUCAGCAGAUAAGCCAGCCCUGAGAGCCCCGGGCUGCAGAGGAGCCCACGUGACCCCACGGCGUCCGCCUGCAGCCCGGAAAUCACCCGCAGCGAUGCCACAGCGGAGGCCCAGACUAGUGAACGUGGACAAAGCUGUGAACUCGCCUAGCAGAGAGAAGGACUAGGGUUUCUGUCAGCAGAGGAUCAGACGAAAGGAACUCCACGGCCUCAAAGGACACGUCCAUGACGCGAACAGUCGAUGGCAGUGGAAAUGCCAAAAACCUCAAAACUAGCUUGAAAACAUUUUCCAAGCAGACGAUGCAGAAUAUGGAAAAUGUUUGGGGAGAUUGUUUUUUUUUUAGACGCUCCGCCAAAAGGAGACACUUCAAGGGAUUGCUGUUACCUUUACAUUCACUCCUCCCUCCGUUUCCAAAGCAUGAACGGACGAACGAGCCCGGCGAAGGACGGUGUCGACCCGGUUCUCCUCUCUCUGUCUACCUCCCCUCACCCGCGCCUCCUUCGUGGCUCUACUUGACUCGAGCGAGGCCCGUCUCCCCCGUCUGCUUUGCACAGAGCAGUCACCGAGGGAAGGGUUCCAACCUGUACAUAUUGUUUUGGCUUUUCAUUUUUCAAUAACGUCUCCUGUCGCUGAUGUCCACAUGUGCUGCCCCUGUGUGUACCCGGAACGAUGGACUUUUGUUUCGACUUUUGCUUUUUCUCCUUUGGGUUUGGGCCGAACAGGGAAGUCACUUAUUUGCGAGAGGACGCCCCACAUCGUACUUAUGGUUUGCUUUGUUGUAUCUAUAUUAAUGAGAUAAAACCCCUCUUGUAGAAUAUUUUGUAUUGCUCGCAUUGUAAGACAGUGAGAGGACGGAGGUGCAAUAUGAAGAGAAUUCAGCUACUGAAUGGAACCUCAGCAACUGCCCAUAGGGUGUCAUAUAAUAUAGAUACAUAUAAAUAUAUUUAAAGUAACAUCAGUAACUUAAUGUGAAUGUACAUAGUAUUUAAAGAGGUCCAAAAAUGUGUUUGCCAAAUAACAGAAACCUUUAAAGUUUAAUGUCCAGAAUAUGAUUUUCUCACAGUACAUCUGUUUUCUCCAAGUUAUUCGUUUCUUUCUUCUCUCAGACAAGUUAAACACUGUCAAUUGUCCCUCGAAUCAAAGUGUCAUCUGGCUCUGAGUGGAAGAGACUGUUCGUAACGGAGGUAAACUGGCCUGAGUGCAGGUGCUGUAGCUGAAAAGUGAUGAAAGCUGAUUCAGGAUGGAUGAACAUUGUUUUUAUGUCCUAGACCUUAUUUCAAUUGUCAGAAAAACCCAUUGCAGUCAGUUCAUCAAGAGAAGCGUUUGACGGCUAGGAGCUUCAUGUUCCCGUCUCUUUGGAUCAAACUACCGCGUGCUGUCUGCCUCUGGGGUCGGUGUGCAUCCAGCCAGGCCUCAUCAGCUUUGGUUUUAGCCUGCUAUUGACUAAAAGCUCAAAGAACGCCACAGUAUAAAACAACAUGACGGCUCAGCUUCAAAUGGAGCCUGUUCACGUUAAACUUAGAAAAGGUCAAAGUUCAUAUAUGGUUUCCCACCAUCCUUCUGUGCUCGUGUACAGCAUCGCUCCACCGCCUCUCUUCAACCUGCGUGUGUGAUUACGAGCGUUCGUCUCCUCCAAGAUGCAGAACGAACCGUCGACGCCGAGGGACACGCCAGUGUUAAGCUACUGUAAACUCCAAAGCUAACUUUGACGCCCGUAUAUUAGAAUUUUCACCGUUUAACUGAUUUUUUCAAAGAAUAUUUUUAUUAUUUAAUUGUUUGCAAAGCUUCAAUGAGAGCAUAAGCUUCAGAUGUGGGUCCGCGUCACAAGGUUGGCGUCUUUAGGUUGAUCUUGAUCUUUUACCCUUUGCUACAGCAACGUAUCCUGCAACCCCUGCAUCUUUCUAUGAAACCAUCUGUAGCUGGCAGCCAGACUCACUAUGUACUCGGCCUCAUACGCACCUGGACCAAAUCAGUUUCUUUUUGUUGCGGUGAGUGGUGUAGGAUGACAAUAAGUCUGCCUUCUCUGCUCGUUAUUCGUUAACAGAUAAAUAAAGUGGGGAUAUGGACUGAUUCAGUGGGAUAAGCUGUGAGGUGCCCCUGCAUCUGUGUGUAGCAUUUGUGUACGUGUGUUCUAAUUACUGUGAUUUGACGUUGACCUCAGCCGUUUUGUGUCAUUCGUUCGUCCCUCCCCGGUGUCUAAUUAUUCCGCUAUUCUGACAGACCACCUUCCACCCCACCACCACCACCACUCCCCUUUUCCAAACUAGCUACCUCCUGUGACCAUACAGCGAACCACCAGGAGAGCUUGACCUGGACAUUAAAAGCUGGGCUGGGAGCAGACACGGAAGUGCACGUUCAAAAGCCACCGCAUCUGUUGAAAGGAGCUGCCGUUAGCGAUGAUAGGGAGGCCCGACCGCAAACGUAGGUCACGUCCUGUCACUGUGGGGAUUUACUACACAUACAGUAAAACGCUUAUUACCAAACCGAAACAUCGACUCCACCAUGACAAAAACCAAUAAAGCGCAGACCAAAGUACUCCUGCAUCGCCGUAGUAGGCUGUGACAUGUGUGUAUUGACUGUAGGCUAGAGCUCCACUACACAAGCUAACCAAAGUGUAGGGAACACACACACACACACACACACACACACACACACACACACACACACACACUGAGCACACACUGAGCACAAAACUGAGGAGCAUGCUCAGUGAGCCUCUAAUAUGUGGAAUUGUUAUUCAAGCAAUCAAAGCGCUUGUUGUCUCCAUGUCGUACAGUGCUUCUGCAGCUCCUUCGUCAAAGCCUACAGAUUGCGUGUUCUGCAGUCACAAAGCCUCGCAGAGACUAAACCAAUGCCUGGUAUGUUUGUAUGUGUGUUUGUGUGAACGGCGGUGUGCGUCCGUGUUUUGUAAAAAGAAAGAAAAACAACAAAAAAAAACGAUGCUUUUUCUUUGUGCGUCUGUACGAACUACUUGAAACCUCCAGAGCUUUAAUGAACCAUCCCUGACAGACUACAGAGCGCUUCACGACGUGUGUCAGCGGCUUUGGGCCGUGAACCGCCGGCGUUCCGUUCCGUCUCCGUAUCAACGCGACGCGGCAGUGGUAGUUCCAUUCAACCCACAAGCACUUUGCGUGUGCCUCCGUGUCUGCGACCAAGCCUUGGGUGAAGCACACGACGAGCCCCACAGACCCCACAGACCCCACAGGGGUGACCAAAAUGCAGCCACAUCACACUUUUAGAUCCAUGUCCCAGCGUUGAAAAGGUUAACGAGGUUCACUGUGAGGCUACAGUCCACUAAAAGCUGACGGAAAUGUCUUUUUCCCUCCUAAUUUUCCCAGACAGCAACAAUAGGGUGUUGUAUAUUUAGCUGUGAAGGUAUUACAGAUGGCAAACGCAUAAGGGCUCUGCUGUUAUUGAAAGGGUCUUUGAACACUUGACAUUGGCCAUUUGUCUGUUGGUUUAAAUAUGUACAUGAAAAUGGGAAAAAACGCAUGCUCCGAAAAGACAAAUAUUAGCAGGUUGGCACCCCCCCUAUACCGUAACUCUAGCAACUCUAGCAGUGGAGAGGCUCAGCUGGUGUGAUGGCGACAUGUCCUUCCUGUGAAACAGGCACUGAUGAAAAGCUACAGUAAGAAAGUGGCAAAUGGUGGAUUCAGCACUUGUUUUCCCAAAAGCCGUGGCUCAGGAUGGUUUUGUUUUUAUCUUUGCAGAAAUUGAAAAAAAAAGGUUUAUGGUUUUCUAUGUGUAGGGAAGCAUUCUAUACUGUAUUGUGCAAUACAUUAUUACAGAAAAAACACGUUUCUGUAGGAAAGGUUGGCGCUUUGAGGAUCUUUCUUCCUUUUGUUCGAUUUCCCUCCUCAGAAGGUCCCGUUGCCAUUUUUUUAGAUGAAGUAAACUGUGCCAGAAGAAUGAAAUUCUGAUUUGUAUUUAUUUCUUGCAUGCUUUCCUCCCUGUUGCUAAUACCACUCUUUAACUGUUCGCUCUGUUGGAUGUGUGAAGCUGUAAAACAUUCUAAUUCAGGUUAUUGUCUGUGUUGAACAAUGUAACUGUGUAAUUAAAACAUGAAAUGACAUAUUCA